Molecule: messenger RNA, 858 nt
Organism: Uloborus diversus
Lineage: Eukaryota; Metazoa; Arthropoda; Arachnida; Araneae; Uloboridae
Exons: 1
Coding region: 1-858 (285 amino acids)
Source: RefSeq, a predicted model, not a curated record
AUGGAUGCGGUUAAUAAAGCAAAGCGCACUGUUUUUAGAACUCAAACAACAAAAUUAAUCAACAAAAUUGAUGCCAAAUUUAUAGAAGGUAACUUAAAUGAAGAGGAUUUAGACCAAUUUUUGGCAGAAUUAGAUUUGAAAGAAAAAGAACUUAAUUGUCUCGACACUGAAAUUCAAAAAACGAUUGAUUUGAAAGAUUUAGAAGACGAAAUUUUAAAAUGCGAUGAAUACAACUCUAACAUAGUAAUUUGGCGAUCAAAAGUAAAACGUGCCAAAACAAAAUUUGAAGUCCCUUCCAAUUUCAUUGCGCCGACAGCGACGUUAAAUGGUUCAGAAACAGAACAAAGAAUUGUGAUUCGGGAAAAUGAAACUGCUCACAUUAAUCUACCGCGACUGAUUAUCGAUAAAUUUGAUGGUGAUCCAUCAGAUUGGCAAAGAUUCUGGGACCAAUAUGAGUCUGCAAUCCAUAAGAAUACCGAUAUUUCUAAUGUAGACAAAUUCAACUAUUUACGUUCAUUUUUGAAAGGGGCAGCUUCGAAUGCAAUUAAAGGAUUUAGCUUGACCAAUAAUAAUUAUCAAUCAGCUAUCGACACCUUAAAAGACCGUUUUGGCAAGAAAACCAUAGUUAUUAACUCUCAUUUGAAUAAGUUACUUAGCCUUAAUACCGUAAAAAGAUCAAAUGAUGUUGUUUCCUUGCGUAAAUUAUUUGACACUUGUCAAACUGAAAUAAGAAAUUUGGAAUCGCUGGGAGUAACAGAAGAUAGCUAUGGAACCCUACUUUGUCCGAUUCUGAUCAGAUUACUGCCAAACGAUAUAGUAUUAGAGAUAACUAAGAAGUACACCAUAGAUGAUGAAUGA